Molecule: messenger RNA, 1245 nt
Organism: Meleagris gallopavo (turkey)
Lineage: Eukaryota; Metazoa; Chordata; Aves; Galliformes; Phasianidae
Source: RefSeq, a predicted model, not a curated record
UCUGUCCCGCAGCUGGCCGACUCCGAGUUCUCUCCCGUCUUCCACCUGCUCACCAUCUUCGCCUACGGCACCUAUGCCGACUACCUGGCUGAAGCAGCAAACCUCCCUCCCCUGACAGAGGCUCAGAAGAACAAACUGAGGCACCUGUCAGUCGUCACUCUGGCUGCCAAGAUCAAGUGCAUCCCCUAUUCGGUGUUGCUGGAGCAGUUACAGCUGAAGAAUGUCCGGCAACUGGAGGACCUUGUGAUCGAGGCAGUGUAUGCAGAUGUGCUGCGAGGGAGCUUGGAUCAGCGGAACCAGCGCCUGGAGGUGGAUUACAGCAUUGGGAGGGACAUCCGGAGGGAGGAGCUAAGCACCAUCACCCGCACAUUGCAGGAGUGGUGCCAGGGCUGUGAGGUUGUCUUGUCUGGCAUUGAAGAACAGGUUAGCCGAGCCAACCAACACAAAGAACAACAGCUGGCACUUAAGCAGCAGAUAGAGAGUGAGGUGGCAAAUCUGAAGAAGACAAUUAAAGUGACAACAGCAGCUGCUGCUGCUGCCACAUCUCAAGACCCAGAACAGCACCUCACAGAGCUCAGGGAACCUGCCCCUGGUACCAACCAGCGCCAGACCAGCAAGAAGACUUCCAAAGCCAAAGGGCUCCGGGGCAGUGCGAAGAUUUGGUCUAAAUCAAACUAGUUGGAUCUCCCUUCACAGGUGGGAGGGUGAGAGGAAGAGACUUGGGACUCUUGCUACCCCUCUGUCUCCUAAGUGUGAUGCUUCUGAGCUCUUCUCUGAGAUCUGUCUUGGCAACUAAUUUUCCUGCAUGUUCUCUUUUCUGUCGUCUUUACUUCCUUUCUGGGCAAUGCUUCCCACCUUUUAAUCAUGACAUUUCACACUCUAAGCUUCCAGUUGAAUGUUUUGCUGUUUCCCCUACCCCUCAAGGUUCCAUCACCACAAUCACUAUUUCUUUCUCUCUCCCUGUCUUUUGACAGGUAAAUUUAAAGAGUCCUAAAAGUCUGUCUGUCACCUUUGCAUCUGUAGGGCAUCACAGAAGCUUGGAAAGAGUGCAGUGGUGCUCAGCAAUCAUUUUGGCUCUCUGAGACCCCUGGGACACCUUGUUCCAGGAUGCAGCUGCCAUCUUUGAUUGUUUAAUCUUCGUUUUGCUAGGUGGGAGGGUAGUUUUUGAAGGGAUUCUUUUAAAAGAAUAUAAAUAUAUUAUAAAUAUAUAUAAACAAUAAAAAUAUAGAUCUAUAGACAUAUCUA